Messenger RNA from Aphidius gifuensis, 1603 nucleotides. Its product is annotated as microsomal glutathione S-transferase 1-like. Gene Ontology annotation, cellular component: membrane. Lineage: Eukaryota; Metazoa; Arthropoda; Insecta; Hymenoptera; Braconidae. Bases 147 to 614 code for a protein of 155 amino acids. The record is from RefSeq and is a predicted model, not a curated record. The transcript is spliced from 3 exons.
CUUGGUCAUGUAUAAAUUAUUAUUAUUCAUUCCCCCUCAGAUAUACAUUUAAAAUAUAAUCAGCUAUAUUGCUGAUGGGUUUCAGGACGCAGAUGAGUUGCAAAAGUUUCACAUGAGAUGUGACAAUCUACAAGAUACUUUUAAUCAUGACGUACGUUGAUGAUUUGCGAGCAAUAAAUGAAGAAAAUUUUCGAAUUUUUGCAUUUUGGGGAAGUAUAAUGGUGAUAAAAAUUUUGGCAAUGGUGUUUUUAAUUGGUCGAUGGCGUUGGAGUAAAAGGAUAUGGAUAUCACCAGAAGACGCAACUUGGCUUUCCAGAUCACAAGUAAAACAUGAUCAUCCAGAAAUUGAGAGAGUACGAAGAGCUCAUUUAAAUGAUCUUGAAAAUAUAUUACCAUGGGCAUUAUCAACAAUUCUUUGGCUAACAACAUCACCAGAAACAGCUUUAGUUGCUUCACUAAUUAAAUGGUUUGCAAUUAGUCGAAUUAUACACACGAUUGUUUAUGCAGUCAUUGUUAUACCACAACCAGCAAGAUUUUUUUCAUUUCUUGUUGGAUUUAAUAUAACUUUAUAUCAAUCAAUCGCAACUGCCUAUCAUUAUUAUUAUUACACUUAAACUAUUACAUAAUUACGUUAAUUAAAUAAUUAUCCGAUGAGUAAUAAAAUUUAUAUUAAAAAGUUAUAAUGUUUUUUGUUUUUUAAAUUUAAUACAAGUAUGUAUUUUAAAUCUAACAUAUAAGUAAUUCUAUAUGUAAAAUAACCUUGAUGAAAUUGUUGUUUUGAAUAAUAAUCAGUUUAAUCAUUUAAAAUUCAAAAGAAAAAAAAACAUGAACUUGUUAUUUUAUAUUUAUUUAUUUUAUUAUAUCAUAAUUUAGAUGAAAUAAAUAAAUUAUUUAUUUCAAGUAAAUUUAAAAUAAUAAAAAAAUAAAUAUAUAAAUUGCAAAUAUUAUUAUAAUUUUCAUUUGAUUUAUUCCUUGUUUUAAUUUAAUGAAACUAAUAAUGAUAUUAAUUUCAAAAAAUUACUUUUUUUUUUUAAAUUUAAAAGUAUUUGAAAAAUUAAGACAAUUUGUUUUAUUUAUCUUUUUACUAUAAGACUAGUUUGGGAAUUAAAAAGUUUUACGAAUAAAAUAUAUAUCGGUAAUGAAGUAAAAAAUAAAAUAAGAUUAAUAAAUUUAUUCUAUUGGGAUAAAAGAGAAUAAUUAAAGUUUAAAUAAUUUAUUAUUUUCAUAUCAAUUAUUGUAAUCAUUGAUGGAGAAAUUUACUCUGCAUAAUUUAUGUAUUUAAAAAAAAAUAAAGUUUUUAGUUGUCUCGUAUUCACAAGGGUGUAUUAAAUAUCGCCCUAAACUAAGUUAUUAAAUUUUCCCCAUUAGUCUGACAAAAUAAAAUUAGCAGCAGUUGAUUUGUUUACUUGUCUUUGUCAUUAAUUAUGAAUGAUAUUUUUGUUAAUAAUUAAAAUGAAUCAAGAAAAACAUAAGUAUCACGACGAAAUAUUGUAAAAAUAAAAACGAUGAAGGUAAAUACACGUUGAUGUAUCAUGUGCAUCAAAAUUGUUUUGUCAAUAAAUGUAUAUAUUAAAUUGUCCGAAUUAAAUGAGCUAAUUUUCUG